AUGGACAAACAUGGGGACCCCUGUUUGCUGUUUGCAUUCCCCCUCUCGUGUUUAGUACAAUUGAAGGAAAAAAAUACCCCGAAUCGCUGGGGACUAGUGCAAGGAGUAUGUCGCACGCUUCUCGACGACAAGACAAGUGAGGUCUUUCAGGAGGCUUGCUCCAUCUUUUUUCUCCAUUGCCACAAUAAACCAUACUGCCUCUUCCACCCCGGCACAUUCCAGCAAAAAUUGCAGUCCCACAAACUCCCCGACCACUUGCGUCUCGCCAUCAUUGCAUCGGCGGUGCGCUAUUCAUCUCGUUCUCAAUGGAGGGACAGAAAGCAAAAGACCAUUGACAGCUAUGCGGCAUGUUCUUGGGAGCUGGUCAUGUCCCUGGCUGGACUCGGCCAGGACGACAUCUCGGUAAUCCAGACACUCACAUUGCUAGCAAUCAUUGAUGCUACUGCGGGCCGACAACGAGCCGCGUGGGUGAAGGUCGGAAUGGCUGUGCGCAUCAGUCAAGAUCUACGAAUGAUGCUGGAGCCGGACAGCCGUCUUCCCUACGCUGAACGAGAUGAACGUCGAAACCUCUUCUGGUCGGUAUAUCUCCUGGACAGGUUCAUCUGCUGCUCGUUUCAUCGGCCUCCUGCAAUCAACGAUGCCGACUGCCUCCUAAAUCUGCCAACCCAUCACCACCCACUUACGUUAAAAGGCUUGCUUAGUGAGCAACUCGAAGACCCAACCCUCCAACCAGGCGUAUUUGCUACCACAGUAGCAUUCUCCUCUGUGCUUGGGGAGAUUGCCAGGUACAUGAUGAGGGAGGACUCGUUGGGGCUGUUCGACCCCCAGUAUACGGCAUUUCAGUACAAAUUAGAGCGCCUCAAUGAAAUGACCGAGAGAAACGCUGGGUCCGACUUACACAGCAUGGCAAGCACUCACCUUGUACUCUCGAGAUGUCUAUACCAUCUUUCGUUCUGCAUCCUCAAGCACCCCUUUCUCCUGGGAAGUCUAACCUCUAGAAUGAACCACGAGGAAUCGACAAAAUGGAUGCGGGAUGCACGGCAUACCUGCUUUGCACACGCAUGCUCUCUGGCCCAGGUGUUAAUUGAUGCGCAGGCAGCUGGAUCUAUGCCCGUCCCAUCAUUUUACAGUUACAGCAUUUUGGUGGCUGAGACAGUUCAUGCAUUGCACCUCUACGGCAAUGAUCCAUCAGCAAGCCAACAGUCCUUGAGAUACCUCGACAACGCUUUUCAAUACCUGGACCGCAUCUCGGAAUUCUGGGACCAGGCCAAUAUGAUAGCAACCGUGUUACGAUUCUUCCGCAACCGCUGUCCACGAUACAGCAAUAUUUUCCUUCGGGAGAACCCCCCAAUGGAAGACCUAACGCCUACGGAUCUGACGGUCCUCAGGGCUAUCGUCGAUUACUGGGUUAUGAUGGAUCCCAAUAACCCAAUCGCUGAGUUAACAUCUGUGAAUAUUGAUUGUUUCCCGCAAUUUUCUCCGGCUGGUCAGGAGCCACGCGAAGAAACAGAGUCCGUCAGACUUCAUCCUGACAUGCCACGUCGUACGAAUGAGAACAUGGAGGGAGAGUUUGUGGAUCCUCAACUUCUGGAGACCUUGUCCAUCCAACCAUCCCCAGACGCCAAAGGUGAUCCCCUGUGGGAUUGGGAUGAUGACUCGAUACCGAAGGCUUGA
Messenger RNA from Aspergillus terreus NIH2624, 1674 nucleotides. RefSeq names its product fungal specific transcription factor domain-containing protein. Lineage: Eukaryota; Fungi; Ascomycota; Eurotiomycetes; Eurotiales; Aspergillaceae. Gene Ontology annotation, molecular function: zinc ion binding; DNA binding. Gene Ontology annotation, cellular component: nucleus. The transcript has 5 exons. Gene Ontology annotation, biological process: DNA-templated transcription. Bases 1 to 1674 code for a protein of 557 amino acids. The record is from RefSeq and is a predicted model, not a curated record.